CAGAGAAAAAAUAAUCAAAAGACGCUAGUAAACAUUUGCCGAUCAGUAGACUUCCGUCUCAUUACGCGAAUUUAUUAGAUUUGUUGCCGGCGACACCCUCAACCCGCGUCCGAAUUUUGUUGCGUCUCGUUUAUUGUGUUUAUUAUUGCCGGUUUGCCCCCGGCGACGGAUUAUCAUUGCCCAUCGUCUUCGAACUGUUGCGGACUAUUUGGCAAUGAGACAACUAUCGAGCCAGACAAUCUGGAAAAGCGCCGCGUUUUGACUAGGCCAAUUGCGCGUCGUAGAUAAUCGCAUCCAUACGCGACAUUAAUCGCGGACCACCCACACCCUGGCGAUGCAACCGCUCAAGAUGAUCCGCACGCCGGACCCACACCAUUUCGUCAUGUUUCAGGAUGACGAAUGCAACGUGUUCAACUGCAGUUCCCUACACGCACAGGGUAGAUGCGCCCGGAACAAGGUACCUGACUUCAGGGAGGUGCUGCAGAACCACUCGAUUAACUCACUCAUUGCCAGAGGGAUUCUGCACAGGAACAAAACGCAGAAGAUAGAAUUGCUCGGGCUUAAUUCGCCGCGUGGACUGCUGGCCGGCGGCUUUGGUAAUGAGGGCGGCGAGUUUCCAACAUCGCCCAUGUUGACCAGCACGCCUAACGGAGGUUUUCAGUUUAAAUAUGACGACAAAUCAUUUAACUAUGCGUCUGCUGCCUCGUCGUCGUCCACAAAGCGGCAUCCGAUGGCGCCCAACAAUGCCAAUCAACACAAAUCUAUCAGUGACUCUUCAGCUUCAUCGUACAAAUCACUGAGGAGCACCAGCAACUCAUUGAGCAGUGGCAGCAACAGUCCGAGCGUAUUCGAUUCCUAUUAUGGUGGGAAUCUCAGUUUUGGAACGGAUUCUGAUAACAGUGCCGUCUCGAGUCCAGAUGGCAGCCUAACAGAAAUUUUGAAUUCAUUGACGUUGAACGAAAGUUUUGCCCGUUCAUGCCUGAAUAGUAACGUGGACAUGGUAAAUUUGCAAAAUUUACAAGCGAACCACGCGUGCAAUUACCUGCAGCAGUCGUCGCCAUCUUUGCUGUCUAGCUCCGCCUGUUCGCUUAACUCGUCGAAUCAGGUGACUCUCAAGUGGGGCGGCAACAGUUUGAACAGCGAGAACUCACAGUUGGACCGAGCUGCGCGCUUCCAUCGCAGCGCUGCGACCGUUUACGAUGCUACCUGCACCUGGAGCGGUAUUCUUCCCGAACGCAAGGUGAAGCCGACUGGCUUUUCCUCGAAGGUGUUUUUGGGCGGCGUACCGUGGGACAUCUCUGAACAACUGCUUGUGCAGACAUUCAAACCCUUCGGGCCCAUACGUGUAGAGUGGCCCGGUAAGGAUAAGCAGGCGACCCAACCAAAAGGCUAUGUGUAUGUCAUCUUUGAAUCGGAGAAGGAUGUCAAGUCUCUGCUGCAGGCAUGCACAAGUGACUUUAACAAACCGGACAAUUGGUAUUACAAGAUGUCGUCGAAGCGCAUGCGCGCCAAGGAAGUCCAAGUGAUUCCUUGGAUACUCAACGAUUCCAACUACACGAAAUCGACAUCGCAGAAACUGGAUCCCAGUCGCACUGUCUUUGUGGGUGCGCUGCACGGUAUGCUGAACGCUGAAGGCCUCGCCAGGAUUAUGAACGAUCUAUUUGACGGUGUGGUCUACGCUGGCAUCGAUACCGACAAGUACAAGUAUCCCAUUGGAUCGGGCCGUGUUACAUUCAACAACAGUCGCUCCUAUAUGAAGGCGGUUGCGGCGGCGUUCAUCGAAAUCAAGACUGGCAAGUUUACCAAAAAGGUUCAAGUGGAUCCAUACUUGGAGGACUCGCUCUGCUCGAUUUGCGGUGUUCAGCAGGGACCGUACUUCUGUCGAGAACUAACGUGCUUCCGAUACUUCUGCCGUGCCUGCUGGACUUGGCAACAUAACCUCGAAUACAGGCAGCACAAACCGUUGAUGCGCAACUCGAAGAAUUCGACCAUUCUCGGCUUGUGCAACGAGUCGCAUUACAAUUGAGGUGCGCAGCGAGUAAGCAAACUUACCCUUGUACACCACCACUAUCAUCUUACACCACUCUCAGAUUCACAAACCACAAACGGGCGUUUUUAAAGCUUUGAUCUCUCACUCAACAAGGUUCGCGCAACCUGCCACACUAAUUGUAGAACAUUUUGCGUACGUACGUUUCGCGUUAAUUCUAAUUAUGACUUGUUAAUUGUUGGUUAGUUAUUUUUCUUCUUUGAGAAGCAGUUGUGUUGUUAGUUUGGUACAAUUUUCUAGUUACCAAUAUUGGUUUUUAUGUGAAAUUACUAUAAAAGUUCGAAAUCUUAAUGCUUACCUGAAAGGUAGAGUUGGGGGACAUUCGUACAACGGGGCGCGUGUAUAUCAAUUUAGAUUUGAAAGUUACAAGUUACAACAGCAACAAAAUUUGCGCAUAGUUGGGCUUUUCUAGAUUUUAAGUGUUGGUUGUUUGAGGCUGAUGUCUCAUUCUACCCCAAGUUUUUCUUAUUGAUGUUACAACUUAAUUAUUAAUCUUAUUAAUUAAUGGGAGAAGGCAGAGAUUUUGAUAUUUGCUUCAAUUUCGUAAUUUUUUUAACUAACUAAGUGUUGAUUAUGUUGAUCUAAUUGAAUUUGAUGAAUCAGUUUGUCAGAUAAUUUCUUAUAAAUGGCGACGUUAGAUUUAUUAGUUAGAACGACGCUCAAUUACUUACUCUUGCACACGAAUUACGUUUCUAUUAUAUCUUAUGUUUCCGACUGGCGAACAUAUUAAAUUGAAACUGAUUGUCUCGAUGCAGACUUUUAUUUGUUGAAAUUUGAUUCCGCAGUCAUGAUCGUCGACAAUCAGACAAUUAUUAAUACAAAUAUUGAUUGUUCUUAAAUAAUUCUUAAAUGCGUAAUUCAUAAUCAUUCUUAACUGCUAGUUUGUUAUUGUUUAAUUCUUUUUUUUUUUCAAAAAACCUAAAAAAAUCUUUUAAAAAUACAAAAAAAUUAUAUACGUUUCACGAUGUACGUACGGAAAGAAACUUAAACGCCCGCUCCGGUGAAUUUACACACACAUACAACGUAUAUUAUUAUGUUAUAAUAUAUAUUAUAGAGUUUUGAUAAAAUUUUUGAUGAAAAUUGAUUAAAAAGUUGCAACUUU
Messenger RNA from Dalotia coriaria, 3149 nucleotides. RefSeq names its product polyadenylation element binding protein orb (gene orb). Gene Ontology annotation, molecular function: ribosome binding; mRNA 3'-UTR binding; mRNA regulatory element binding translation repressor activity. Bases 335 to 2026 code for a protein of 563 amino acids. NCBI's taxonomy places the organism in Eukaryota, Metazoa, Arthropoda, Insecta, Coleoptera, Staphylinidae. Gene Ontology annotation, biological process: negative regulation of cytoplasmic translation. The record is from RefSeq and is a predicted model, not a curated record. Gene Ontology annotation, cellular component: synapse; nucleus; cytoplasm. The transcript is spliced from 8 exons.